Messenger RNA from Platichthys flesus (European flounder), 2438 nucleotides. Its product is annotated as cannabinoid receptor type 1B-like. Gene Ontology annotation, biological process: G protein-coupled receptor signaling pathway. NCBI's taxonomy places the organism in Eukaryota, Metazoa, Chordata, Actinopteri, Pleuronectiformes, Pleuronectidae. The record is from RefSeq and is a predicted model, not a curated record. Gene Ontology annotation, molecular function: cannabinoid receptor activity. The transcript has a single exon. Gene Ontology annotation, cellular component: membrane. The coding region runs from base 69 to 1487 and encodes 472 amino acids.
UUGCUCGGCUCUAAUGCUGUUUGACCACACACGUCUCCACUGAGCAUCUCUGCCGCCACAGACCAGCCAUGAAGUUGGCUCUGGGCAGGAUAGCCGGCACCACCAUCAGCACGUUAACAACAGGUGUCCAGUAUCUCGGCUCCAACGAUGCCAGCUACCACGACCCCUCCGUCGACUCGACCCUGAUCAAGAGCAGGUCCCACUUUGAGAAACCUCUCCCCGCCGCCAUCGCCCACUCGCUCUCUGCACUUGUCCCUGGGAAUAAGGAGGUCCUCUACAGAGGCCUCUCUCCCAUCUUCCCCACCAACGUGUCAGACCUUUUGCUCGCCAAUGGCACGUCUCUGGAUAGCGGAGGAGCGCCACAGUGCGGCGAAGACUUUGCCGACAACAUGGAGUGCUUUAUGAUUUUGACUCCUGGUCAGCAGCUCGCCGUCGCCAUCUUGGCGCUCACCCUGGGCACGUUCACGGUGCUGGAGAACCUCAUUGUGCUGUGCGUGAUCCUGCACUCCCAGACGCUCCGGUCGCGGCCUUCCUACCACUUCAUUGCCAGCCUGGCAGUGGCUGAUCUGAUAGGAAGCAUCAUUUUUGUCUACAGCUUCCUGGAUUUCCAUGUUCUCCACAGGAAGGACAGCCCCACCAUCUUCCUCUUCAAGCUGGCCGGGGUCAUCGCCUCCUUCACUGCCUCCGUAGGAAGUUUGUUUCUCACCGCAAUCGACCGAUACAUAUCCAUCCACAGGCCCAUGGCGUACAAGCGCAUCGUCACAAAGACUAAAGCCGUCGUGGCCUUCAGUGUGAUGUGGACGAUCUCCAUUGUCAUCUCACUGCUGCCCCUGCUGGGCUGGAACUGCAAGCAACUCAACUCCGUCUGCUCGGACAUCUUCCCUCUCAUGGACCAGAGGUACCUGAUGUUCUGGAUCGGCAUGACGAGCAUCUUGCUGCUGUUCAUCAUCUACGCCUACAUGUUCAUCCUCUGGAAGUCCCACCACCACGUCGUCCGCAUGCUGAGCCGCAGCUCCCAGAGGAGUGUGAUUGUCUACACGGCGGAGGGGACCAAGGUUCAGACAGCGAGGCCCGAGCAGGCCCGCAUGGACCUCCGCCUGGCCAAAACCCUGGUCCUGAUCCUGGUGGCCCUCAUCAUCUGCUGGGGCCCGCUGCUCGCCAUCAUGGUCUACGACCUGUUUGGGAAGGUGAACGACUUCAUCAAGACCGUGUUUGCCUUUUGCAGCAUGCUGUGCCUGCUCAACUCCACCAUCAACCCUGUGAUCUACGCCAUGAGGAGCAAGGACCUGCGCAGGGCCUUCCUCAACAUCUGCCAUAUGUGCCGGGGAGCGACGCAGCCCCUGGACAGCAGCGCUGAGAGCGACUGGAACAGCAGGAGUGUGAGAGGAACAGCAGGCGGGGCGGGCAAAGGCGGAAACACCCAAGUGAAAGUAGCCCGGGUUACUGUUUCUGGAGUGACUGAGCCUCACACUGCAGAGGCCGUUUGAGAGACGAGCUGCUCUGCUACAGCGGUGAAAUGAUGAUGGUGUAGAGCAGCCCCGACCCUCCAGUGCACGGCUCUGUGACUGUGAAAUGUGCCAAAACACAAGAAACAGACUUUAGAUCUGUGAUAUUAACACAACACUGUUCUCCUCUGUCUUUACCAUCAAGACAUGGUUUGUAAGGUCGCACAAGUCUGAGAAAUAGGCUAACUUAAUUGUUUCAUUCAGGAAAUAAUACAGUCGUAUUCCCGACAACUUGUUUUGUCAUCUUUACUGUAGUUUGACUUUCUUUUACGGAUUUCUACUUAAAGCUAGAACUUGUAUUUUCAUUGAUGUACUUUCGCAGCAAUAUUGUGGCAGUAAUGCAAACUGAAACUGGGUCCACCCUCAUGCAAGGUGCAAGGUGUGUUUUUGAACGAUAGCUUGUAACAAAGUAAUAUAAGCAUUUCAUUAGUGAUUUGAAAUCCACUACUGAGGGUUAUGUGAGACCAUGAUAUUGUGAAAUUUAGCAUUCUAUUGAGUUUUACUUUAUUUAUUUUCUUUACUGUGCUUAGCAGGGCAAACAUAUGGAGUCACACUUUGAAGUGUAAAUUUCCUUUUGAUCAAAACAGAACUUCACUCAGCAGUGAUUUGGGAAUGUUACAUAGAUGUUUAUUACUCGUGCUUAUAAAACCGUUGUUUUUGUUUGUUUGUUCUUCUGAGGCGUGCAUUGUGCCAUUGUGUUCCUUAAAGCUGUGUAUAAGCCAAAACAUGAUGUCCAUGGAUAUAUAUGUCUAUUUUUCAUCAUAAGUGGUUUGAACAUACCUGGAUCUUUUCAAUAAAAAAAUUGAAAAAUGACAAACCAGCACAUCAGCGGCUGCAGCUGAUUUAAUUUAUAAGAGAUGUGUAUUUCUUUCUCGUCGAGGUUUAAAAGUGUGUGUGCGUGUGUGUAAAUGUGACCCCAAAUCAAGGCUCUGG